Molecule: messenger RNA, 5625 nt
Organism: Clupea harengus (Atlantic herring)
Lineage: Eukaryota; Metazoa; Chordata; Actinopteri; Clupeiformes; Clupeidae
Gene: slc9a5
Product: solute carrier family 9 member A5
Biological process (GO): sodium ion import across plasma membrane; potassium ion transmembrane transport; proton transmembrane transport
Cellular component (GO): plasma membrane
Molecular function (GO): potassium:proton antiporter activity; sodium:proton antiporter activity
Source: RefSeq, a predicted model, not a curated record
AGUCAUAAUUGUUGGAUUGGGGUAUUUACAAAUGGUUCAUUCAUGUCGUCUUAAAGUGAUGUAGUGCAUUCUUCUUUAUUAUACUUAUUGUCAUACAAUUUUCAAACAGUUAAAAAAAAUUUGCCAGGUUAUUUCGCUACUACACCGAACAGCCUGCAAAACGCCAGUCAUGUCUCCACCAACAGACAUAUAGGCAGGGAUGUUAUAUUCCCAGCACAGGGAGAAGGAAUACAUGAAGAAAUCAAACCGAAACAGCCAAAAAGCCAUUAUUUAGUUCUCAUUCAAUGAGAACGCCCCGUCAGGAGUAUUCAUGUUGUGGCUCUUUAAUGAAAGUCUUUACGGUCCGUUGAGAGUUGAAUCACGUGUCACAGACGCCAGCGGUACCUUUGCGAGUUACCGGAGACUGAAGGUGUUUAUAUUGUAAACUGGUGGCAGGUCGCCCCGCUGUACCCCUAUUACACCUUUGGACGUAUAUAAGGGAAAGCAAGAUGACAGACCGCUGAACGCACAGAGAAGAUGCUGGCCGUGAGUUUUCUCUUGCUGGUAACGGUUGCCGGUGAGGCUGCGGCUGACCUUUACUUGACAGAAUCGCUGCCUCCAGAGCUAGCCCUCAGUGCGCUGCCGGUGACUACCCCGACUGCUCACCAUCAGUCAGAGUACAAUCAGCCCGCGAGUGCGAGGUCUGUCAGGUCUGCCGAAGAACCAGCAACCACCACUGACAACGGGGAGUCGUCUCAUCACGGAGGAGGUUAUAAGAUAGUACAAUGGGAAUGGAGUUAUGUGCAGACACCUUACACCAUCGCCAUGUGGCUUCUUGUGGCCAGUUUUGCAAAAAUACUGUUCCACUUCUCCCAGCGCUUCACCACCGUGGUACCCGAGAGCUGCAUCCUCAUCCUCAUCGGCCUGACGCUGGGUGGCGUGGUCCUCAUCACCAACAAGGUGCCGCUCUACCAGCUCGACCCGGGCCUGUUCUUCCUCUUUCUGCUGCCCACCAUCGUGGGAGAUGCCGGCUACUUCAUGCCAGCCCGGCUCUUCUUCGACAACCUGGGCGCCAUCUUGAUGUACGCUGUGGUGGGCACCCUGUGGAAUGCCUUCUGCACAGGGUUCUGCCUGUACGGGAUGAAGUUGGCUGGGGUUAUUGACCAAAAGGUUGAGGGUGGCUUGAUGGAGUUCCUGCUCUUCGGGGCACUGAUCUCAGCCGUGGAUCCCGUAGCUGUGCUGGCCGUAUUCGAGGAGGUGCACGUGAACGAGACCCUAUUCAUCAUCGUGUUCGGAGAGUCACUGCUCAAUGAUGCAGUCACCGUGGUGUUGUAUAAAGUUUAUAUCUCAUUUGUGGCGGUGGGCCCUGGGAAUGUUCUAACUGCAGACUAUUUCAAAGGAGUAGCCUCUUUCCUCAUCGUUAGCAUCGGUGGCACGCUGGUGGGCCUGAUCUUUGCCGUCAUCCUCGCCUUCACCACACGCUUCACUAAGAAAGUGCGCAUCAUUGAGCCGCUGUUUGUCUUCCUGCUGGUGUAUCUGGCCUACCUGACUGCCGAGCUCUUCUCCCUGUCUGCCAUCCUGUCGCUGACAUUCUGUGGCAUUGGCUGCAACAAGUAUGUGGAGGCAAAUAUCUCUCAGAAGUCCAGGACUACUGUGAAGUACACCAUGAAGACUCUGGCCAGCAUUGCAGAGACCAUCAUCUUCAUCUUCCUGGGGAUUUCUGCUGUUGACAAGUCCAAGUGGGCCUGGGACACUGGCCUGGUGUCCUGCACCCUGAUCUUCAUCUUUGUGUUCAGAGCCAUGGGGGUUGUGGGGCAAACAUGGUUCCUGAACUGGUUCAGACUGGUUCCUCUGGACAAGAUCGACCAGGUGGUGAUGUCGUACGGUGGCCUGAGAGGUGCAGUUGCUUUCGCCUUGGUGGUGCUUCUGGAUGAAAACCAUGUGAAGGGCAAAGACUACUUUGUCGCAACAACUAUAGUUGUGGUUUUCUUCACAGUAAUGUUUCAGGGACUGACCAUCAAACCCCUGGUGGGGUGGCUGAAAGUACCACGGGGCACGAAGAGGAAGCCCACCAUCAACGAGGAGAUCUACGAGCGAGCAUUUGACCACAUCCUGACGGCAGUGGAGGACAUCGCCGGCCUCAACGGAUACCACCACUGGAGAGACAAGUGGGAGCAAUUUGACAAGAACUACUUGAGCAAGCUCCUGAUGCGCAAGUCUGUGUACCGCAAGAGUGAGCUGUGGGAGGCCUAUCAGAAGAUCAACAUCAGGGAUGCCAUCAGUGUUAUUGACCAGGGUGGUAAUGUGCUGACGUCUGCUAGGCUUUCCCUCCCGUCCAUGGCCAGUAGGACAUCCUUCCCAGAGGCCACCAAUGUCACAAACUACCUGCGUGAGAAUGGCAGUGGCGUGUGUCUGGACCUCCAGGGGAUAGACACGCUGCCCAGUGCCAAAGUGGAGGAGGAGACGGAGACACACCAUGUUCUGGCCGGCAACCUUUACAAGCCUCGGAGACGAUACCACCAGGCCCAUUACAGUCGACACUUCAUGACAGUGGGUGACCAGGAGAGGCAGGACCGAGAGGUCUUCCAGAGGAACAUGCGCAGCCGUCUGGAGUCCUUCAAGUCCACUCGCUACAAGCGCCACAAGAAAGACCGCAGCCAGAAAAAGCGCAGAGGUUCCGAUGUGAAAGAGAGAGACCAGGAGGCUAAUGACAAACCCAGACGCAAUGUCAGCUGGCAAGACAAAGACCCAGUGGCUGUGCCAAUUGAACCAGAGGAGAGUAAGGGUGAGCACUCUGAACCUGAGAAGGAGGAGGACAUGGGAAUCACUUUUGUAGCUCGAAAGGCCCCCGAGACUCCAAAGGAGAGACCCAAAUCAGUCCCUGCUGCACUGGAGGGGUGCCAGAGUCCUUCCGCUGUCCCUCCGUCUCCCACCUGUGCUGAGAGGAACCUGCCCUGGAAGAGUGGGUUGGGCACCUCACCCGUCUGUGUCUCCAUGGAGGCCACCAAGAUCAUCCCCAUAGACCUCCAGCAGGCCUGGAACCAAAGCAUGUCCUCCCUUGAAAGCCUGUCAUCCCCGCCGGUCCUUGCUGAGCCGCUGCACCCACGUGUCAGCGCCCUCUCCAGGCUGGGAGGUCCCAUACGCCCGCUGUCCAGUUUGAUGCCCACAACGGGGAUCAGUGCUGGGGAAAGCUCUACUCCUGUUCCUAACCCGGCCACGGGCGAGUUCCGGUUCCCGGCAGGAGAGGAGGAGGAGAGCGCCCUCUCCCACCAGCAGCAGGAGAUGCAGCCCCUCAUGUCGUCUGUACGGCCACCCCCUACACCCCCGCCUCCUCCUGCACAGGGCUCGGCCCGCAGGAGGAACCCCUGCGUGUAUCUGAGGAAUCUGGUGACAACGCCACCAGGCAAUGAGCCUUACAGUAGAGGGCCAACACAGCUGUAAGGGCCUCUGUCAAUAGCAUAUAUGUUCUCUUACCAGCUGUCACCCUACUCAUGUUGUAUUAUGUUGCUCAUCUAAGGGUGUUCUUAACAGCCUUAGUUGGUGACUCACAACAAAGGUUAACUUUCUUUUUUAUAUAUAUAUUAAUGAUAUGCUUCAGAUAGAAAUUUAAAUAGUGUUUUUAAAACACAGGGCAUUGCUGAAUGUGAAGGAGCUUAUGUUUGAGUAUAGCUUUAAACAUGUGUUAGUCUGACAGUACUUUAGAAAUACGCUGAGUGGUAUCCAAUGGAGUCCUAGAGUGGACAGGGCAAUUCAUUCAUCAUGGAAACAUUGGUCAAAUUUCCAUGAUUUCAGACAGUGCCAUGUUUUAUGUACUAAGAUAUCCUUGUCAGUCUAUGUCAGCAUGUAACACCACUGAAAAACGUCUAGACCCUAUUAGGAAUGCCUUACAGGGUGUUAACAAUAGCUUAAUUUACACUCUCCUAUCCCACAGAGAAAUGCACAAAAGCGAUGCUGGCAGAAAUAACUAAAUGGCAACGCUACACUGCUUAACUUUAGUCUUGAUAUUGGCAUGCCCAUCCAAAAAGUGAAAGACUACAAGGAUUCAGGCCAGCCAACCCUCACUGUGAAGCCCAAAUUCUUGGGAUGAAAGCACAGGCGAGUCUCUUUUCUUUGCCCGGAGAUUGAGAGGGAGCAGUGACACCACGUGACUUGUGCUGCAGGGUAGCCACAGCGGGCCCACGUCUUUCAGCUCUCAUGAGGCACAAUGCCGGCCAGCGCAGUGAAGCCUCACGAGCCGCUCACUUCCUAUCUGCGGCGAUAAAUCUUUAGGAUAUGAAUUGAAAGGAGACAGUAUUACCAAAGCUGCACAACCUCUCAAAGUCAGGCCAGAAAACUGACAGCAUAUUUAUUACAGUAGUUAUUUUGAGGGGUGUCUGUUUUUCUCAUCACUCACAGUUAUGACACACACUGGAUAAAUCAAUUAGUUCCUCUCUUUCACUAGCUUGAAAGUUGCACUUUAAAUCAAUUCAGUUUGUGCUUUGCGUAUCAGUUUUAUUUCAAAUGUGUUAAACAAGCACAGCCUCAUUUCAAAGUAUAAAAGUACCUGUUUAUUUUGCUUUGCUGUUUUCCUCUCUCGUGCCUGCUGGGGAAGAUGUUUUUUUUUUUGCACAGCUGACACAAAAAAUGUAAAAUGGACAAAGAAUUGUUUGAAUGACCAAAGUGUCGGGGAAAAAACAAAACAAAUUUCUCGUGUGCCAUUUCUCACUGUCUUAUUCAAUUGUCUUUGUGUGUGUGUGUUUAGAAGGAUAUAUAUCAUGUCAUGACUUUUAGUUGAUGUUAAUUAGCUUUUGGGGAUGGAACAAUGUUUUGUGCCUAUAAUCGGUGUGCAAUCAGUUUAAGAUCAACCAAUUGAAUAGACACAUUUUCAGUUCUGUUGUGACUGCUGUUAUAGGUGCCCAUAGCACAUAUAUAUCAAAGACCCUUUAAAUAUACACCUGGCAAUGCUAUGAGACAUUACAGUGUUUUGCAAAAUUCAAGUAAAGUUAUACCGAAAACCAGCUAAAUUAAAUUGUAUUCAGUGUACAAAAUGGUGUGAAACAUAUUGACGCUGAAAUGAAAAGAAAUUAAAUCGAUUUUUUUAUCAGAGCAAAUUAAACAAAAUUCAGAUCGUUUCAGCAUACUCAUUCAAGGUUUUUCAAAUAUUGUGCAAUCUGUGGAACCCUUUAUACCACAGGCCCCAGUUCUUGUCUUUGUACUGUGAGUAAAUAUUCCUUUGUAAGAGCCUUCAGGCUUGUAGCCAUAAUCAACAUCGUUUAAGUAUGCCAACAAAGAUGCUUAAUCUCCGCCAAGCAUGUGAAAUAUAUAUGAACUGUAAGAGAAUGUGUGGUGCUGGAGCCUUUUUUAAAGGGAGGAAAAGCUUAAUAGAGAAGAAGAGGUCUUGUUAAUAUUUGCUGGGGCUGACACAACACACAGCAGCUCAGCAUUAUGCUAUUUGCAUAAUGAGAAUGGUAAAUUUGUCAAGUGAACCCAGAGAAUGUUUUUAUUAACUUCCAAAUUGUUUAGGAUGGCCAUUGGCCAUAUACCCUAUCUGACUGUUUUGAGUUAGCUUUUUAAUUGUUUUACCGAAAUGAAAUGAAGGAUUCAUUGUAACAUGGAAACACUGGUUGAUGUCCUGGAAGAAAAUAAAUAAAAAAGUGUCUAAAUUAA